AGAUGUCGAGGAGCGACCCAGCCUUAAAAAGUCGAUCGCAACUGUGAGGGAUAAAACGAGGGGCAAGAGAGAGAAGGUAGGGAAGGAACCCGCCGCCCUCUCUUUCCCCUUCCCUAUCCCCAUCUCCCAGAGAGACUAAGGAAGCGUAGGAGAGGAGAUGGAUAAGUUUCUCUUCUCUUGUCGAGAUUGGAUGUGAUUCCUUCUUCCUCUUGGGUUGUUUCUUGAGCCCCCAAACCCUCGUUUCCACAAGGAGAAGGAAUUUUUCAUGUUCGGGUUUUCCGAAGUUGCCGGGGAAUCGCGUAUUCUUCCGUCUUCCAAAUCUUAGCGAUACAUUAAAUCCUGGAUGCGGUAAUAUCCGACUCAAAUAAUCUACUUUUUUUUUUCUUUUUCCGAGAAAAAACCACCUCUUGCACUUCGGGCUUUUUCCGAGAUUCCGUCUCAUCGCCUGAUCGCUCAAAUAGCCAAUUUUUCCCCUAUUUUUCUCUGACGAUUCGACAAAGUUUCCAUUUUUUUUUAAAAAUACAUCUCCGUUUCUCGUCAAAAUACAGCAGCAUGACCUUUUAGACUGCCAAUAUUAGCUUCCUAUUUAUUUAUUUCUUUUUUGUGUUGGAUUCCUUCCGUGCCCUGGCCUAGAAAGAACGCAUUUCUUGAUUCAUCUCUUCUCUUCCAUCAACCAUCCAUCCUUAUCCUCUCAAAGGAAUCCCUAUCGCUAUCCCUGCGAACCUCUUAAAUUUCCAAGGGCAUACAUGAAUUUUGUUGGCACCCUACCUUGUCCAAACUCUAGUUAGCUGCCGCAAAUAAAUAGAUAGUUUUCAUGUCAAAGAAGAGAAUGCAGACCUUUGAGAAGAAGAGGGAUGGGCUCUUCCCCAUUCCGGAUCUCGGGCUUUCCUGGAACCUCCAGGAGGGUUUCUAUCCUCCCGGUGGCUUGUUUGCGAGCGUGGGCCAGAUGGGGGUCGGCUUCGGCGUUUCGCCCAGUCCUCCCAAUCCCCAUCCCAAUCCCAAUCCUCAUCCCGAUCCCAAAGACAACGGCAUCACCGAUCUGUACGCCAAGUACGUGUCGCCGGAGUUUGGGUUUCGCGUCGUCGGUUCUCCAAGCGACACGGCUGUGGAAGCCGCCGAACAAGUGUUAGAGGAAGCCAAGCCUCGGAAGAAGACGAAGGUCGGGUUGAAAUUAAAGAUCCGGAUUGGAAACCCCCAUUUCAGGAGGUUGUUCAGUGGGGGGAUUGCCGGGGCGGUCUCGCGAACCGCGGUCGCUCCCUUGGAGACGAUCAGAACGCAUCUCAUGGUGGGUAGCAAUGGGAACUCGACGACCGAAGUGUUCCACACUAUUAUAGGGACUGAGGGGUGGAAGGGGUUGUUUCGUGGCAAUUUUGUCAACGUCAUCCGAGUUGCUCCAAGCAAGGCUAUCGAACUAUUCACUUAUGAUACAGCCAAGAAGAUCUUGACCCCUAAGAUGGGGGAACCGCCCAAACUUCCUGUCCCUUCUUCUCUAGUUGCUGGAGCAUUUGCUGGAGUCAGCUCUACCCUCUGUACAUAUCCUCUAGAGUUACUCAAGACCAGACUAACCAUACAGAGAGAUGCCUAUGACAAUCUCCUACAUGCUUUUAUUAAAAUCUUGCGUGAAGAAGGCCCUGCAGAGCUGUACAGAGGUCUCACUCCAAGUCUAAUUGGAGUGGUACCAUAUGCUGCGACCAAUUACUUUGCAUAUGAAACCCUGAAGAAACUUUAUAGGAAGACAUUCAAGGAGGAGGAAAUAGGCAACAUGGCAACUCUUCUGAUCGGGUCAGCAGCUGGGGCAAUCUCAAGCAGCGCUACCUUCCCACUUGAGGUGGCUCGGAAGCACAUGCAGGUUGGGGCUGUCGGUGGUAGGCAGGUCUACAAGAACAUGCUUCAUGCUCUAGUAAGCAUAUUGGAGAAGGAGGGGAUUGAUGGUCUUUAUAAGGGUUUGGGCCCGAGCUGCAUGAAGUUGGUGCCUGCUGCAGGGAUCUCGUUCAUGUGCUAUGAGGCCUGCAAGAAAUUACUGAUAGACGAUGAGGAUGAUGCAUAGUUUCAACGGUUCCCUUCAGCAAUAAGGUUCGCCAGUCAAAGCCGAAAUUUCAGAUUUUUGGCCCUAGCCUAGGUUCUUUUAUGUGCCUCUUAAAAUUCUGUUCUUGAAACUCUGAUGUUUUUGAGUGCUGACAAUAAGGUUCAGGUUCUUAUCUAGGCUUUUUUUUUUGGCCCUUUGUUUUUGGUUUUUAGUUUUGUAGUGAAAAGAAAAAAGCGUAAACUGUUGAAAGAACUGGUUUUUGGACGGACAAAGAGAUGACCAGAGAAAGGUAUGGUAUUAAACCAUGGCAAAGAAGUGUUAGGGUAGCAAUCUUGACUGCUUAUUUGUGCAGUUUCUGCUUUUCUUUUCUUUUUAUUUAUUUAUUUUUUGUCAGGAGUUUCUGCUUCUUUUUA
This is a messenger RNA of Phoenix dactylifera (date palm), 2439 nucleotides long. Lineage: Eukaryota; Viridiplantae; Streptophyta; Magnoliopsida; Arecales; Arecaceae. The record is from RefSeq and is a predicted model, not a curated record.